Messenger RNA from Halichondria panicea, 891 nucleotides. RefSeq names its product CDC42 small effector protein 2-A-like. NCBI's taxonomy places the organism in Eukaryota, Metazoa, Porifera, Demospongiae, Suberitida, Halichondriidae. The record is from RefSeq and is a predicted model, not a curated record. Gene Ontology annotation, biological process: regulation of Rho protein signal transduction. The transcript has 5 exons. Gene Ontology annotation, cellular component: plasma membrane. Gene Ontology annotation, molecular function: small GTPase binding. The coding region runs from base 250 to 510 and encodes 86 amino acids.
ACGGACUAGGUGUGGCUCUCGUAUGCACUGGUACCCGUGUACGUACUGAUCUCACUUCACAGUAAAAAAGUGUCUCUUACCUAGCCUAGCUCUAUCGCUACCUCAUCUGUAUAACCCGCACAAGGCCUGGAAGAGAUAUACAAGACAGCCGCUAUAAGAGUACUCACUUCGUUGUAGCUAGGAAAAUAGCCUGGCAGUAGUCAAGAUCAGAAGAUACUCAAUUGAUUUCUGACACUGACUGACUGAGAAAUGGGAGAUUCGUGGUCUUGUUUAUCAUGUUUAGGAGCUGAGGAGGCCCCACCACCUCGUAGAAGAAAAAUCGAUAAAUCUUUGAUAGGACUCCCUACAGAUUUCCACCAUACGGGACACAUUGGGAGCAGUGACUUUGGUACUGUAGAUUUAAGUAACGUGCAAUCGCAAAUGCAGUCCAAAGGCGGCUCAGAAACAGGCACAACCAUCCCGGAAUCAAUUACACCUACUGGGAAAUUUGUGGGCAAUCACACGCAAUAGUACAAUGAAGCUUUAUAUAUAAUAAAACAAGACAGUGCAAAAUGUAUUAUUGUAUUUGAUUGUCAUCAUUUCUGGAUCUAGAAACUAGUGACAGAUUUUACCAGCCCACUAUAAACGUUCGUCUCUUUAACCAAACUCUUUAGGAUGUGUAGUUUUUGUGUUUUCAUUAUUUCUGCUGCUCUUUACGGAGCGAUUAUUCUAAUUUGGGCCACUGUGUGUGUGUACAUGUAUUUUUUUCAUCUAUAAGCAAAAUCUUGUUAAUUAUUAGUUUAUUUACUAGCACUUCAAUUAAUUUUAGUCAAUGUUAGUGUUGUUUUUGGUUCAGCGAUGUAUUAAUUUGAUUUUUGUGUGAGCUCAAAAAUUAUUUAUGCAAUUGAACAA